GGAACAUUGUUGUGGAGUGACGUCACUGCUAGAAGAUGAAGGCGCAGUGGCAGCCAUUACUGGAGGAGCAGUAAUUAUCAAAUCCCAAAUAAAUACUGGCGGAAAACUUCCAUGGCAAGAACCACUAGUCAAAUUUAUGAUGCUGUUCCCAUGCAAUCCAGCUGUGUUAUUUGUACCUGCAAAUCCCCAUCAAUGGUAAGGAAUCACCCAGAGUCCAGCUCGCCGCUUGCUGUCCCAGGAGCGAGCAGCAGCCACUGCCCUGCCAUGGAGACCAGGGCCUCCCCCAGUCCCUCCGACAAGAACCCAGAGCAGCGGAAACACUCGAUCCAGACUCCGCAGCCACGCAAGAAAAGGCCUGAGGAUUUUAAAUUCGGAAAAAUUUUAGGAGAGGGUUCUUUCUCAACAGUUGUACUGGCCAAAGAACAGGCGACGGGGAAAGAAUAUGCCAUUAAAAUUUUGGAAAAGCGGCAUAUCAUGAAGGAGAACAAGGCACAGUACGUGAAAAGAGAGAGAGAUGUCAUGUCCGAUCUAGAUCACCCAUUCUUCGUCAAGCUUUACUUCACUUUCCAAGAUGACGAAAAGCUGUAUUUUGGCCUCAGCUACGCCAAAAACGGAGAGCUGCUUAAAUACAUUCGCAAAAUAGGUUCUUUCGAUGAGACCUGUACAAGAUUCUAUUCAGCUGAAAUUGUUAGCGCGCUAGAAUAUUUACACGCCAAGGGGAUUAUUCACAGGGACCUUAAACCAGAAAAUAUUUUACUGAAUGAGGAGAUGCACAUUCAGAUCACGGACUUUGGAACAGCAAAACAGUUAUCUUCAGAUAGCAAGCAAGCGAGAGCAAACUCAUUUGUAGGAACUGCACAGUAUGUUUCCCCAGAACUGCUGACAGAGAAAUCUGCCUGCAAGAGCUCUGACCUUUGGGCCUUAGGUUGUAUAAUCUACCAGCUGGUGGCUGGACUACCACCAUUUAGAGCUGGGAACGAGUACUUAAUAUUCCAGAAGAUAAUAAAAUUGGAAUAUGAAUUCCCAGAAAAAUUCUUUCCUAAAGCAAAGGAUCUCGUAGAACAGCUUUUAUCUCUGGAUCCCUCCAAGAGGAUAGGCUGUGAGGAGAUGGGUGGGUAUCCACCUCUGAAGGCUCAUGCUUUCUUUGAGACCAUCUCCUGGGACAACCUGCACCUGCAGACUCCUCCCAAGCUGACCCCUUACUUGCCCGCCAUGUCAGAGGACGACGAAGACUGCUAUGGAAACUAUGAUGACCUCCUCAGCCAGUUCGGCAGCAUGCAGGUGGUCCAGUCAAGCCCCUCGCCCUUGCCUUUGGUCCCCGAGUCCUCCCUGCCGCAGAGAUCCAGCAGCAACAUUGAGCAGUACAUCCACGAUCUGGACAACAACUCCUUCGAGCUGGAUCUGCAGUUCUCCGAUGAGGAGAAGCAGCUUCUCCUGCAGAAGCAGACCACUGGAAAUCCAUGGCACCAAUUUGUAGAAAAUAAUUUAAUACUUAAGAUGGGUCCAGUGGACAAAAGGAAAGGACUGUUUGCACGUCGGCGCCAGCUCCUCUUGACUGAAGGACCCCACUUGUACUACGUGGACCCCGUUAACAAAGUGCUGAAGGGAGAAAUUCCCUGGUCCCCAGAACUGCGCCCAGAGGCCAAGAACUUCAAAACCUUCUUUGUUCACACACCCAACAGGACGUAUUAUCUAAUGGACCCUAAUGGGCAUGCGGACAAGUGGUGCAAGAAGAUUCAGGAGGUGUGGCGAAAGAUUUACCAUAAGCACCAAAAUGCUGGCAUGUAGGUCCAGCUGCAGGAAGGGUCCACUAUAGCUCUCACUGUUGCCAGACCUCGCUUCCACAUAUGACAUCUGCCAUAGAGCAAAGAAAGCCUUCGCUAGUGCCCUUCAUCACAAGAGAUAACAUCUCCGUAGGAAGGCCAGCUUCUAUUUUUUUGUCUCUUUAAAACAAAUUAAAACAGAAAAAAAUAGACAUAAAUGGAAUUCAGGGUUGCUUUGCUUGUUCUUUGUGCUCUUGCUGAGGUUUCAGAUGCAUAUCGUCAUGUGCGAAUGAAGAUCUUGCUUUCGUGCACAUCUCUUUCUCCUGCUACAAAAAAGUUUUAAACCACGUGUGUAAACUGCUUCACUAGGAUUGAUGUAUAAAUCCACACGCACACACAGCCAGACAGUGUACAGCAGCCCUGUGAUCACACAAUUGGGGGGGGGGGGGGAACGGGGGAGACAGCUUUUUCCUGUGACUGUUUUUUUUUUCAAUCUGAACUGUAUUUUUUGUCAGGGAGCCUUCAAGAAACUCUUGCUAACAUUGUUUUAUGUCUGCCUACGUUUUUUUUGCUUACUACGUAUCUGCCUUGUGCAGUCCAGUCAGUGACAGCCUAGCUUCAUUCUUAAAAUAGAACUGAUUCCAGGUUUACAGUGGUACUUAAUUAUAGCAUUGAUGUCUGUACUCAAGUGUGAGUUCUGAGUAGACUGAUGAAUUUACUGUCAAUAAUAUAACAGAGGAAGUAGCAAGUACAAAGAGCUUUUUAGUCAUUACCUUAAUACUUGCUUAACAACCCUGCAUGGCCAGUUGUAAAUUGCAGACACAAUAGUUUUGGGUUUUUUUGUUUAAAAAAAAGCCUUUUGCUUCAUCAACCUGUAAAGGUGUGUUGAGAGAGCCGCAGAUUAAUCACUGACACUAGUAUAACUUAAGAUCUGUACUGGAGUCAUUCGACUGAGUUGACAACCGUAGUUAUUAGAAAUUGAUUAUUAGUUGUGUUAUGCCAUUUAGUGGUAUUUAUUUUGAUUGCAGGACAGCACAUAUUCUUUGAUUAAAAAAAACUUCAGAAUGCUGUCCCUCAGUUGAAAAGUAACAGCAAUAUACAGGUAAAAGACAAUGUACAACAGAAACUUUCAGAUAAGAAUCGCUGCACAACUCUUUCUGAGCAUCAGCGCAACCGAACACCGUUGCUGAGAAAAGACGACCUGUUUAGAUUUGCACAGUGCCAGGUUUACAGAACGGUAAGUUUCCGCAGUGUGUCCGUGAAGUCUGUCCGAGCCGAGAUCAGACAUGGCUCGCACUCAGUGUGCACACAGAGUCAGUGCCGUGUUCUUACAGUUACGUCAGUCUGCCACCAGUGACUGUGUGGAUUGUGUAGAAUCAGCCUCAGACUGUAUAAUGUAAUCAGUGUGUUUGGAUGUCAGCAGAAGCUAUUCAAUCCACAUAGCAGUUGAAAAUUGCUGUAUCUAUCUUUAAGGUUAGCAAGUACAGGAAGUGUCUAUUUUUCUCCUGCUAGAACUUUUUUUUAUCAGGUUGGCGAGAGUCGGUUACUUUGUGUAUUUAAUACUCUACCUGGUUCGUAGCCGACUAGAACUGUGAUGUACAGAAGACGUAUUAAAGAAUUCUGAAGCAAGUAAUGCAAUGAAAUUAGGAUACACACUUUUUGUAUUUUUAUUCUUGUAUAAGGUUAUUUGCUGGCUAUUGUUUAGCCUCUAGUUCAUUCUGUGUUAUUUAAAUUCUAAUAUAUGAAUCAUUUUGGAUUGAAGUCAUGUUCAGGGGCCAUGUUGUGUAUGUAUUGAGAUGUAAAGCCUUUGAAUGUGAAUAAUUAUUGUAAACUAUGAUAUUUUACAACUUUUUUUUCUUACUUUAUUAUAUAAAUUUUCUAUUUGGUCAGUGAUUUAAUCAUAUUUCUCAUAAUUUAAUGAAUCUGCUCUUCUCAUUCUGAUUAUUUGUGCUCUAGGUGUAGUUGUUGAAUGAUACAUUUUCCACGUAAUGCUUGGUAGUCCUAUAAUAAAGCAUGUAGGGUUUUAGGCAUACCA
Molecule: messenger RNA, 3798 nt
Organism: Lepisosteus oculatus (spotted gar)
Lineage: Eukaryota; Metazoa; Chordata; Actinopteri; Semionotiformes; Lepisosteidae
Product: 3-phosphoinositide-dependent protein kinase 1
Biological process (GO): peptidyl-serine phosphorylation; intracellular signal transduction
Molecular function (GO): protein serine/threonine kinase activity; ATP binding
Source: RefSeq, a predicted model, not a curated record